Messenger RNA from Exophiala oligosperma, 2036 nucleotides. RefSeq lists its product as uncharacterized. The coding region runs from base 175 to 1824 and encodes 549 amino acids. Lineage: Eukaryota; Fungi; Ascomycota; Eurotiomycetes; Chaetothyriales; Herpotrichiellaceae. The transcript has a single exon. The record is from RefSeq and is a predicted model, not a curated record.
CCUCUGCGCAGAAGCUCGUCUGCUUUAUGGAGGCCGGAUGCGCUGUCUCGAGCAUACAUAUCCAGCCUGAUUGGACCUUCUGCACGAUGUCUUCGUUCAAUCGUUCUCUCAGCCCGAGGAUCCCGACUAAACGGAGCGUACUCUCACCGCGUACGCGAUCACUGCCUACGAUCGAUGCGUCUGCUGAAAUUCGACAAUCAAGGCUCUCUCAGAGUGACCGAGGAUCUCCACGCCAAAUUUCCACCUUACGUGAUUCUCUCGCAUACCUGGGGAAAGGAAAAAGAUGAGGUCAGUUUUGACGAUCUCCAAAAUGAAUUAUGGAAGAGCAAGGCUGGCCAUGUCAAGAUUCGGUUUUGCGCACAACAGGCACAAAAAAAUGGAUUGAAACAUUUCUGGAUCGACACCUGCUGCAUAAACAAGCAGAGUAGUGCCGAGCUUAGUGAGGCGAUCAAUUCGAUGUACAACUGGUAUCAAGGUGCGAGGCUUUGCUGUGUUUAUCUCAACGAUGUGGAGAAGACAAACUGGAAGAGAUCACUUCCGAAGAGCAGAUGGUUCAAACGUGGAUGGACUCUACAGGAGCUACUCGCCCCACGCAGAGUGACUUUCUACGAUCGACUCUGGCGACGUCUGGGUAGUAAAUCUGCUCUAGCUAGACGGAUUGCUUCAAUCACCCGUAUACCUACAGCAGCGCUCAUCUCAGGGGAUUUCACCAAAUAUUCCGUUGCUCAGAGGAUGUCUUGGUCUGCUGGAAGAGCCACAACCCGUACUGAAGACGGCGCAUACUGCUUACUCGGUCUCUUUGAUGUCAACAUGCCACUUCUCUAUGGAGAGGGACAGCGAGCAUUCGUUCGACUUCAGGAAGAAAUCAUCAAAUAUAACGAUGACCAUUCUAUCUUUGCUUGGUCUAUGCAGGAUCUUAAGUUCUCCGGUCUACUUGCUCCCAGUCCAGCCUACUUCUCCAGAUGUCAUUCUCUAGCGUCAGGGGAGUCUUUUAAAGGCCGUGAACCUUUUGCAAUGACGAAUCGUGGCCUCUCAAUCGGGUUGGAAAUCACUCCGUGGGCAGCUGAUACGUAUCUAGCAUAUAUUGAUAGUACUGAUCAACUUAUGGACCAACGCCCUGCUGCUAUGGGUAUCUUUCUUCGACGCCUUUCCCAAGAUGACCAAUACAUAAGAGUUAAUAUAAACCAGAACGGGCUCUGGCGUGGUAGCCGGACAGCGCAUAAAAGUCAAAAUCGACCGACCGAGGAGAGACGACUUUACAUACGCCAGAGUGUGAGCAAUGAAAGAGAGCAAGAGCACCUCAACAAAAAGAGCUACGGAUUCAGCCUUACACCUCGCCGGCUGCCUAUAUCCACUGUGCUUUAUCCACGGAAUCCUUCAGGAGAACCAUAUUCCGCAAUCUUGCACCCAGGUCAAUGGGGUCCUGUUUUGGUUCUAGAAUUUCAGCCCGAGAGCGGCAGUCUGCGACAAGCUGCCUUAGGAUUCGACUUCGACUUUAAUCCUGUAUGCCUUCUCAGAGACUUCUGGGCGAGUGACGAGGAUCCAGACUUUGUGCGGGAUCCAUCCGGUGAAUGGUCGCACUUGUUUAUGGAUCCAUUGGGUCGUGAAGAAAUCUUUGAAGGUAGCAAGAUCUAUCGACGAGCCGAUCAUCACGGAAUCUGGAUUCUAGCGGGUCACCGAUUAUGGGGCCUGGAUGUCUGCUCAACGGAGGGACUGUUAGAUAUAAACGGUUUGGGUGUUACCCUCAAGCGCGAUGUAUCAAGAACGCGGCCGCACUGGGACUUUUGUAUGGACAACUUCAACGGUUCUUUCCGCAGGCGUUGAAGUCAGUCGUCUCCCUCGUCAUCCGAACUGGAGAGAUACAUACCUCCACCACCUUCCUUUGUUUCAUUCUCGAAUCAAGUUGAUUUUCUCAGUGGCUGUUGGCUUGGCAUGUCACAAAGUUUCUUCGUAUAGCGACAAAUCCACGUGGGUCGGCGACGGAGAAUCACCACCCACACUUGCAAAAUUUUUAAAAAUUUGUCCAGAAACCUUUU